CUUGGGCUUGGGCUUGACAUACUUAACUGUUGUGUUUCUCUGCGAGGCCUGCCUAGUCACCCGUCAGCUUUUCGUUGUCGCAGGUCGUACCUCCCCUCCAUCCCCCCCUCUGGGCUUGGGCUUGGGCUUCGUUUCCUAGGAAGCCGAGGGCUUACGUACGUACCAUGAGAGCAUGCAGGAUGAGAAAGUUGGGGGUACAGUGAAGCACCAAUGUCCCUUCGCCCCGACUGCAGGGCAUCGCUCGUUUCUCGUUGCUCGCUCGCUCGAUCGAUCGAUUACAGAGAGCCGAGUGCAGACAGGCAGGCAGGCGUGACAAAGUGAAGCAGUGGUGCCAAGUGCGUCCUGCAUUCAUCAAUUCCUCAAACGCUCGCGCUCCUCCUCCUCCUCCUCCUCGAUGCAGCAGCGAAAAGACGUUGGAGCCCUGUGGCGAGGCACGAGGCACAAGAAUAGAGAAUUUGAGCAGACGCUCAGCAGAGCAGUUUGGACGGGAGGCGGAGACGGAGGGCGACAGUAGGUCCAGAGAAAUCAGUUGUAGCUAAAAAGGCGGCGGCUCGUCAUUAACACGCGCUGCUCUCAGGAAGCGAUGGUGAGACACAUUCUGGCGAGGACUGCAUGUAUGUUCAAGAAAAGGAUGGCAAGCGCCUUGAUUCACUAAUGGACAAGGCAAAUCUGUGGGUUCCACAGCGAGAAGGAAUAUUUGCACCAGACGUCUGCCAGAGGGCGCAUGGACCAAAUCCGGAUUGUGGGACUCUGAGAUUUUCUGGCAACCACAUCUCCUCUCAGACCCGACUUCAAGGCUCGCAGUUUCCACCAUUUGGGACCUCCUUCACCCCCCAUUCCAUCUUUGGCUCUCGCUGUACCUGGCAUGAAAAGACUCAGUACAGAAUUGAAUGGAAUAGCCUGAAUCCGCGAGCAGAGGGGAACAUUCACUCUGACUCCUGAUGGUUUCGGCCAGAUUUUGGCCUGCUCACCGCUAAGUCGCAUUCUGGACUUUUAUCCAUGGAACUCGAUAUUGACUCGUCAACAUGGUUAUGGAAAAAAAGCAAGACUACGUACCACUUCGGAUAAACGAGGUUAUUAUAUAAGUUCAUUCGUGCUUGCUUUCAGAGCCCAAUCAUCGCUUGGUUGCCAAAAUCACAGGAGGUCCCUAGAUCAGAUGGUAUAUUGGUGGUCAGCUGGUCAACUACUGCAGGAUAGACAUGUGUCUCCACUUAGGGCCAUGUCAGAACAAGGUUUUGUGCUGACUUUUACUGGAAUAAACUACUAGCGUCAUGCCAUAUACUGCGUUGGACAGAUGUCACGGCAAAAUUCACUUCUUUACUAGCAGUUCCAAGAUGCAUGAUGCAGAUGUAACGCCCACCAUCUGGUCUCCUCACAUAUCUCCAUUAACGUACGCUACGGUGUGCUAUAUCGGGUCCCAACAAAUUUCGACUUUCUCGAAAGGUUGCACAAAUUCCACAUCUACAGUGGAGAAAGUCAGCCAUCAAGCAAAGACGAAGACCGGAUUCAAGAUUUGGGACUAGCCACUGGGUUUGGCAACUGAUUGUUGUCCACAUGCUCCGUGUUCUACAAGGAGUCUGUCGAGGGAACAGGAUGCAUUUAGUGUGAGGGUAAACUACGACGUCACGACCGUAGACAGUGCAGACAGAUCGAAGAUGGUGCAACUUCAGACUUUCAUGUUUAAUAUUGCGAAAAUUCAAAGCCCAAUACUACCGACAGAUUCAAACUGUUAUGU
Messenger RNA from Marchantia polymorpha subsp. ruderalis, 1735 nucleotides. NCBI's taxonomy places the organism in Eukaryota, Viridiplantae, Streptophyta, Marchantiopsida, Marchantiales, Marchantiaceae. The record is from the annotation of a GenBank genome assembly.